Molecule: messenger RNA, 1077 nt
Organism: Theileria parva strain Muguga
Lineage: Eukaryota; Apicomplexa; Aconoidasida; Piroplasmida; Theileriidae
Gene: EB1C
Product: Calponin homology (CH) domain protein
Exons: 1
Coding region: 61-1047 (328 amino acids)
Biological process (GO): spindle assembly; regulation of microtubule polymerization or depolymerization; protein localization to microtubule plus-end
Cellular component (GO): cytoplasmic microtubule; microtubule organizing center; spindle midzone
Molecular function (GO): microtubule plus-end binding
Source: RefSeq, a predicted model, not a curated record
UUUAGAAUAUAUUCUCUUUCCGCCUCUAAUGGUAUAAAGUUUUACGUAUGACUAUUUAUAAUGGACAAAGGCCAAUUUAUUGGUAGAACUGAACUGUUGGCGUGGCUAAAUAAAAUAUUAGAACUCAAAGUUGAGAAAAUCGAUCAAUGCAGUAAUGGAGCAAUAUAUUUGCAACUCAUAGAUACAGUAUACCAAAAUAAAAUACCAUUUGUAAGAAUCAAAUGGAAUUCUACACUAGAAUACGAACAUUUGUACAAUUACAAACUUCUACAAUCGGUGUUUAAGGAAUGUAACAUAGAUAAACAUAUACCAGUAGAAAAAUUAGUAAGAGGGAAAUACCAAGAAAAUUUGGAAUUUUUACAGUGGAUGAAGGAAUAUGUCGAGUCUCACCUUGACAAAAAUUUCAACUACAAUCCACAGUAUAAGAGAGUGUAUGGAAUCCUCAAGCUGCUCAUCUACAAUAACCGCCAAGUCAAUAUCGCAAAUGUUAAAAGCUUAUUGCCAAAGUGGGCUUGGUCAGAUUCAAUCACAAAUGACUACAUUUCAAAAGUUAAUAACAUUAUUCAAAUGGAGUCGGGACUAUCAAAUAAAAGCUUCGCACUUCCACCUCAAAUCUCAACACAAAGUCAAUCUAGUUUUAAUAAAUCUAGUCAAAAGUUGAAACCUCUUUCUUCCGAUGAAACAACGGGAAUUUGUGAACCGGAAAAACUACAACAACUUGACUCUCUAACCACAUUCAACGAAUCCUCCGCAGAAUUCGAUCCAACAUUUUUUAACAAAGAAGAAAAAUGCUUUAAUUAUCUAAAUAGAAACCAGACUCCAAAUAAAACAAUCCAGCAUCUCACUCAGCAAUUGAUUCAACAGAAAGAGGAGAUAUCAAUUUUGAAAAAGAAACUUAAGGAAAUUAGGAUGGAAUGCCAGAUUUCUAAUCUCAGCAAAGACUUUUAUUACAAUAAACUGAGGCAAAUAGAGAUACUUUGCCAGAAGAACCAGGGUAAGAAUGUCGACCCGAAACUGCUUUUUAACAUCAUGUACGCUAAUAAUUAAAAUGUUUAAGAUUAAUUUCAUACACACUUA